UAGCGCGAGCGAGUGGGACGUAGAAUAAAAGUGAAAAUUCUCGUAAAAAUAGUGCGAAAUAUUUUUUUUUCAAUUUAAAUAUUUCAAUACAUAGUGUUUGUAAGAAAACUACGAAAAACUCGUUAGUUGCUUAAAUUACAAUUUUGUUAUGAAAAAAAAUUUACGAGAAGUUUACAUAAAUAACUUUCGCUUAUAAAAUUUUAAUUACCACCGGAUUUAAUUGUUGAAAUUACAAAUUCAAGAGAUAUAAAAUGAGUUUUAGCUGCUUGAGAAACGUUGCGAGGUGUGGUAUGGUGAAAGUGUCCCCAUCGUGCGCGCUGGUUUCGAAACUUGGGGGACCUUGUGUCGUAAGGGAGGUGCAGACGAGCGCGCCGCACGCCGCGGUAGCCCAGCACGGCACCAAGCCUGACUGGAACCGCGCCGUCAGCGAGGCGGAGAAGAUCGUCGGAUACCCUACGUCCUUCCUCAGCCUACGAUGGGUGCUCAGCGACGAAAUCGCAAAUGUCGCUCUCCAUCUUAGGAAAUUAGUUGGCAGCAACCAUCCACUAUUGAAAACUGCGAAGAAUUUGAUCUACAAUGGAAAGAACAACAUGCAAGCGUGGGGACUGAUCGUGUUAUUGGUGUCGAAGGCUGCCGGCCACAGCCCAGAGAUACCCGACAUGGAGCAGGACAAGGCCGCCGGCGUGCUGCACAGCCAACGCGCUCUAGCGGAGGUGACAGAGAUGAUCCGCACUUCGCAUCUAGUGCACAAGGGGCUGGUGAAUAUGAACGCUCCACAAGUCGGUCCCGGAGACCCUGACGACAUGAUGUUCGGCAACAAGAUCGCGCUGCUCGGUGGCGACUACCUCCUCGCAAACUCCUGCUCUGAACUCGCCAAUCUUAGGAACCAAGAAUUGGUGGAGCUGAUGUCUUCUGCGGUGCGAGACCUGGCCGAAGCGGAGUUCCUGGGGGAGCGAGAUGAGCAGAAUAACCCGCUACCUUCACGGCCUCUUCCGAAAGAUCAUAUGGAAGCACCUUUAGAGUGGGAGUGCGUGCUGCAGCCGCUGCCGAUGGGCGGCGUGGCGGGCAGCGCGCGGCGCGAGUGGGCGGCGCGGCACGUGCUGGCGGCCGGCGCGCUGCUCGGCAAGAGCUGCUCCGCAACGCUAAAGCUCGCCGGACACGCACCCGCGCUGCAGACACAAGGUUACCUCUUCGGCUGCCACCUGGCGCUGGCGUGGCAAGCAUUCCUGGACUUGGAGGCGUUCUCAGGGCCGGAGCCGCGCAGCUUCUCUUUAGUGGGCGCGCCGCUCGCCUUCACGCUGCAAGCACGACCCGAGCUGUACGAGCUGAUUGAGCAGGGACGCCGCAGCGUACACGAUGUUGAUUAUCACAAGUUGUACGAGGCGGUGCUGGCGGGCGACGGCAUCGAGCAGACGAAGCAGCUGCAGCGCGAACACAUCCGCGCCGCCAGCCACGUCCUCGACAGCUUCCCCAACUGCGACGCGCGCACCGCGCUCGCCAACAUCAUCGUCGCCAUGCACCCCUGAACCUUCUACGAUCACUUUGCCCACGCAGCAGUUACACCCAAAGUAUUCAAUCGCUACGGGACUCUGCUGCCUCGGGCUGGUCGUAACAAUUGUGACUUGGUUUAAUCAUGUUUAUCCCUUUUAGUUGUAAAAUUUCAUAUGUGUAAAAACGAAGACAAUAAAAAAACACCUUCUACGAUCACAUAGAUUGUAAUUAAAAUUGGUGUAAAAUCUCUUAUGAAUAUGGUGCUGAGGGACCUUAAAUACUCGUAGUUGGAUUUAUAAGAUAUUGACGGCCGAAUAUUGAUACGUGAUUUAAAUAUGAAACAGCGUCUUAAAUGCUACGCUUGAACUCCAAAUUCCUUACAAAUUUUAUUCAGAUAUAAGAUUGUAAGCGAUGCUUACGAAGCCAAGUAUUUAAGAUUCGUUUCAGUAUUUGGCCGUUAGACUCUUUUUAAAAUUGUAAUUUUUUUUUAGGUUUCUUUCGAUAUAUUAAAUAAAAUUAUGUACAGGGUUAGUGAAGAGUCACUUGAGCUUCAUUUGAAGAAUAUACUAUUUUCGAAUGCACUUUUACAAAAAAAAACAAAAAACAGUAAAAAUAUGGUAUUUCCCUUAUAAUGUAUGUCACAAUAAGAAACCAAAGUAUUUGCAUUGUUCUAUGCGUAAAAACACGGGAAUAUGUGAAUGGUUUUGAAUAUUAAGUUAAUGUAAUGUCUCUUAUUCAAUGUACAUGAAAAAAGAGUUACCAAAAAGGUGCUAAGUAAUAACUUUAAAUUUAAAGCUCUCAUAUAAAUAUAAUCUAUGUUUUAAUCGUAUAAUUGUAUUAUAUUCCGUAAUUUUAUUAACAUUCAUAUGGCUUGGUUGAGUUUUUUAAAUAUUGUUAAAAUGACGAAUUUAUUAUUAUUUUUAAAUAUUUUUGUUACCAAAAUAGUUUGUAAUCCAUUAUUUGAUGUAAGAAAAAAGUACAUUAUUUUUUGGUUGCCUUAAAUUAUAAGUUCUUUUUACGAUAUUCAGUUAUAUACAAAAUUCCUUCGAGAGUGGGUACAACUUACCUUCUUAAUGCCUGAAAUACAUCACUCUGGUGUCAAUUUACAUUUUGCCAGUUGUAUUCCAGCACUCUUUACGAUCACUGGACUGGUAUAAUGUAAUUUGGGCAUCAACUGUGGAUUUUCUUGGAGUUCAAUUUAUUGAUACUCUGAUAAAGGCGAUUUGUAUUGAUUUGAUCCGUCCAAUAUUUUAAUGAAGACUUACUAGAUUUUAUAUUGAAAUUUUUUACUUUUUAUUUAAAUAAAUUUUUUGUUAC
Messenger RNA from Papilio polytes (common Mormon), 2808 nucleotides. RefSeq names its product decaprenyl-diphosphate synthase subunit 2 (gene Pdss2). The coding region runs from base 252 to 1526 and encodes 424 amino acids. The record is from RefSeq and is a predicted model, not a curated record. Gene Ontology annotation, cellular component: transferase complex; mitochondrion. NCBI's taxonomy places the organism in Eukaryota, Metazoa, Arthropoda, Insecta, Lepidoptera, Papilionidae. The transcript is spliced from 7 exons. Gene Ontology annotation, molecular function: prenyltransferase activity. Gene Ontology annotation, biological process: isoprenoid biosynthetic process; ubiquinone biosynthetic process.